AAGCUCUGUGCUCACACACCUGAGCCUCGCCUACACAGCAUUGGGCAAUUCUGUCUCUCAUUGUGUAGACAUAAUAAAUGCAUGAAUUGUGAGUAACUUUUUUUUCGGACAAGGUGUUCAGACAAGUUAUGGAUGCAGAGAGAGAAACUAACUAAACCCCUGAGGGUCCAGCGCAGUGUUACAAUAGUCUCACUUACAGGGACACACAUUGUUAUAAUGUGUUUUAAAGUCUCUGAGGACAUGAAUCAGGAUCCUGUUUCAAUCUUAUUGUCAUCGAAAGGAGACAUAGAAAGAGAAACACACAUGUGGGUCAUUGUUUAUGAAAACAAUAGUUUGCAUUUUGUGAUUAUUUCACACAAAAUGUUGUGAAAUAAUCAAAAAUGGUGUUCCAAUGAAGUUAAAGCUGAUUGGCUGGCGACUUCUAUUGAUUUGUUGAUUAUUUAUAAAAACAUGUUUAUUAAUUUUGCAUUAAAAAAAGUUCCAAACUAGACACUAAACUAUCAGGUAUCCUUACAUUGUGACGUCACGGGUUCUUUGCGUGUGUGUGGGACAUUUUUUGCAAUCCGGGAAAAAAGAAAAACCUCAAUUCGUCCACCGAGUGAGCUCAGCGGCGGUGACGCGCAUGCGCACUGCGCAGUCUGGUGACGUAGCGGCCGGACGCUCCUUAUUUGGAGAAGCCUCGCGCUUUUUAGAGAAGCUCUCACCGGAGAGCGUGAAUCAGUUCAGGCUGCAGACCGAGGUCCACGCACCGUGACCCGGGAGACCGAGCAGCGCGCGCACGGUGCCCGAGGACUUACCGCGACAUGGUGGCGACCGGCCGCCCCGCAGCGCUGCCCACACUCUUCCUCUUCUUCUCCCUCUUCUUCGUCUCCUCACAGGCUUCAGACCCGUAUCCCCGAGCUCAGAAUGUCACCUGGAAAUCCACCAACUUCAAAACCAUCCUGACGUGGGAGCCCGAGCCGUCGGAGAACUACUCCUUCACGGUGGAGUUCUCCUCGCUCAGUGGCGACAAGCAGCGGAGCCGCCACUGCAUCCGGUCCUCAGCGGCGCUGUGCGACCUGUCGGGCUCGCUGAGCGACCUGCAGGCCUGCUACACGGCCGACGUGCUGUCAGAACCCCCCAGGGGGGCGAGCUCGGACAUCAUCGAGUUCCCCCACACCCGCUCGCCCAGAUUCUGCCCCUACAAGGACACCGACAUAGGAAGACCGGACUUCAAGCUGCAGGUCAGCGACGACAAGAAGAAGACCACGCUGUACGUGGAGGACCCGCUCACCGCCAUCUUUAAAGACGGCCGCCAGCUCAACAUCAGGGACGUCUUCUCCGACCAGCUGCUCUACAGAGUCACGUACCGGAGGAACAAGAGCACGGGCAGAAAGACGUACGACUCGAGGAGCAGCGCGGUGGAGCUGGUGGGUCUGGACCGCGGGGAGAGCUACUGCUUCAGCGUCCAGGCCUUCAUCCCGAGCCGCGGCAGCCACAAGCAGCUGGGCGAGCCGAGCGCCACGCGGUGCUCCGCCCACGAGGACCAGUCCAUCUUCGAAGUGUACUCGGCGGGCGUGAUCGCUGCCGCCAUCUUCCUCGUCCUGCUGCUCGUCGGCCUCGUCGUCGCGGUUACUGUCGUCUGCUGCAAGCGCAGGAAGAACGCCCGGAAGAGCGGGAAAGAAGGCGUGCCUCUCCGGGAUGUAUAGACACACACACACACACACACACACACACACACACAUUACAUUGUAUAUUAUUUAGUUGACGCUUUUAUCCAAAGCGACUUCAACCAAUCAAACAACAAGAAUCAAGGAAGUACAAUUUCUGAACGGCUUGGAGUGUGAGGCUAGACCAGGUCCUGUUAGACCCGGUCCUGUUAGACCCGGUCCUGUUAGACCAUGUCCUCUAAGGUUAGACCAGGUCCUGUUAGACCCGGUCAUGUUAGACCAGGUCUUGUAAGACCAGGUCUUGUAAGACCAGGUCCUUUAGACCACAACUGGUUAGACCAGGUCCUGUUAGACCAUGUCCUCUAAGGUUAGACCAGGUCUUGUUAGACCAGGUCCUCUAAGGUUAGACCAGGUCCUGUAAGGUCUAAGGUCUUAAUAGGUAGACCUGCCAGGAGAGAGUUAAAGUAGUCUAGGUGUGAGAUGACCAGAGCCUGGACCAGAACCUGGACCAGAACUGGACCAGAACCUGGACCAGAACCUGUGCCGCCUUCUGAGUGAAGAAGAGGACGUAUUCUCCUGAUGUUGCGCCGCGUGGACCUAUAGGAACGUGUUGUUCCAGUCGGGGGCGGGGCUUCCACGGAGUAGCCUUUUUGUGACACACAAACACACACACACACACACACACACUGUGGUACCGCUGAGAUGAUCUGGCGUCUGUGAAACUGCCGUUGAUGUUCAUCUGUAACGUUUCAUUCCCGCUAUAGAGACACACACUGUUUACACACACAGUUUACACACUGUAGCUACACACUACUGCUGAGCUGGUACUUCUACACGUUUAUAUCUGUGUUAGUGCACAAAGACGACCGUCUGAUUUGUAUUUAUUGGGACAUUUGGGAGUGAAAUCCAGACCUAGUAUCUGUUAUUAUUUUUGUAACUGAUGCUUAAUUUAUUGUGUUUGAUUGAAAUGAACAUAUUUGUAUUUGUAUAUGAUGAAAUAGUUUUUAGUUCUUUUUAUACUUCAGGUUGUUUGGAUGUUUAUUUUUUAUCACUUAGUGACAUGUCACUCCACCACGAUGUACAUUUCCAAAUAAAUAUUUCUCUAUUUCACUGUCGAUAUUAUAAUUAAAUGUUCAAUCAAGUCAAA
Pseudoliparis swirei is the source of this 2796-nucleotide messenger RNA. RefSeq names its product coagulation factor IIIa (gene f3a). The transcript has 6 exons. Gene Ontology annotation, cellular component: membrane. Gene Ontology annotation, molecular function: protein binding. NCBI's taxonomy places the organism in Eukaryota, Metazoa, Chordata, Actinopteri, Perciformes, Liparidae. The record is from RefSeq and is a predicted model, not a curated record. Gene Ontology annotation, biological process: blood coagulation. The coding region runs from base 804 to 1688 and encodes 294 amino acids.